This is a messenger RNA of Dicrocoelium dendriticum, 450 nucleotides long. Lineage: Eukaryota; Metazoa; Platyhelminthes; Trematoda; Plagiorchiida; Dicrocoeliidae. The record is from the annotation of a GenBank genome assembly.
AUGAAAGCGGUAAAUUUGGGACUGCGUCAGAUCAAAAACAAUCGGGCCAAACUGCAGCGACGGACUGAGAAGAUGAAGACGCAAUCACAAAAUCCGGGCACGAGCUAUUUGUCCUCUUUGUAUGAUGCGGAAAUCGCCUCGGAAACACCCGAGAAGAUGACCUUUACUGAGAUGGCAGCCAAGCGCAAAUAUUGUCAAAGACUGACAUGUUUCAUUCGAUUGGCUGACUAUCAGAUCGUGAGUACGCUUCACACUCUGACGGUCAAUUCGGUCUACACUCUGUUGGAUUGCCUGUGUGAUCACUUGAAGCACACUCCGCCGAUUACUGAAAUCUCAACGUAUCAGAUCAAAGUGGACCAAUUGACAGAGGCCCCGAGUGCAACUGCGCAAAUGAAACGCCCGGACAAUUAUCGUACACCACGGGAACACAGCAUCAUCAAACUUCCAUCG